AUGCCGGGAGAGGAGGAGGAGAAGACCGCGGCGACGGGGGCGGCCAGCGACGUGGCUGCCGGCGGGAGCCAGCAGGGGCUCAGCGCCGGCGAGGUCUCCACCUCCCGCAUCCGCGCCUCCUUCCCCGGCCCUGUUCUCGGAGCAGGAGGCCAGCAGGACCGCGUCGCCGGUCAGGCGGCCUCCCUGCCCGGUGGCGGUCCUCUGAUCGUGCCGGCGGCGCCCGUCUCGGCCAUCUUCCCGAUUGAAGGUCCGCAGCAUACAUCCUCGCCGCCGCAGCUCCCGCCGGGGGGCGCCUCAGUUCGCGGAGGACCCAGCGCGCCCGUGAUCUCCGUCGGCGACGCCACCCGGCCCAGCAGCCCAGGGCUCAUGGCGGCGGCGCCUCCUUCGUCGGUCGAGGUCAUCCUUGCCGACCAAGGUCUGCAGCAUCGGACGUCCUCGCCGGCGCUGCAGCUCCCGCCGGGGGCCACCCUGCCCAGCCCCAGCGCCAGCGCCAUCCCCAGCGAAGGAAAGCAAGCGCGCCUGGAUCGGUGGAUAUCGGUCGCGACCGACUACGUCAAGAAGAACAUGGGCCCUAAAUCACGCCCUGUUCUUUCUUCGUCCACGAUGAAGGGCGCAAUCCAGCCCGUACCUCUAGCUCCUGCUCUAGUGAUUCAUCGGCUGCGAGUUUCAUUUUCUACUAAUGCCGAGUAA
Brachypodium distachyon (stiff brome) is the source of this 690-nucleotide messenger RNA. RefSeq names its product translation initiation factor IF-2-like. Lineage: Eukaryota; Viridiplantae; Streptophyta; Magnoliopsida; Poales; Poaceae. The transcript has 4 exons. Bases 1 to 690 code for a protein of 229 amino acids. The record is from RefSeq and is a predicted model, not a curated record.